Synchytrium microbalum is the source of this 990-nucleotide messenger RNA. RefSeq lists its product as uncharacterized. Gene Ontology annotation, biological process: mRNA 3'-end processing. Gene Ontology annotation, cellular component: RNA polymerase II, holoenzyme. The record is from RefSeq and is a predicted model, not a curated record. NCBI's taxonomy places the organism in Eukaryota, Fungi, Chytridiomycota, Chytridiomycetes, Synchytriales, Synchytriaceae. The coding region runs from base 1 to 990 and encodes 329 amino acids. Gene Ontology annotation, molecular function: RNA polymerase II complex binding. The transcript has 5 exons.
AUGAUAGCUACCUCUGCACGAAAAAUAUCGUUCCUACACUUGGCAAACGAUGUCGUCCAAACCUCUAGAAGAAAGAGCGAGGAUUUGGUCAAGGAAUUUGGUAAAAUCUUCCCUGAUGCCUUUGUACACAUCUAUCGGUAUGCUGAAUAUUCAUCACGAGACCGUUAUUGCCAUGUUGGGAUCUCUUUCGUGUCAACCAUCGUGACUCUAAAAGCUGAGAUACAACCUCUGAAUAGAUCCGUUCCACCAGACGCUCAAAACAAGGUUGCGCGAGUACUACAAGUGUUUGAAGAUCGAGCAGUCUAUUCUACUGAAUAUUUGGAUGAGAUACGAAAGAGUCUGAAUAUUCCUACUUUAGCUGGACAGAAUCGUGCUAGAUCAGCCAGUGUGAUGCCGAGUGGAUUACCGCAAGAGGCCAGGUCAAUCGUACCCUUGUUAUCAUCCAUCGAAAAACAAAUGGGAGCGACAACAGCCUUGACGAUUGAAACUCAAAGGCUACCAAUAGAGUGGUUUCAAACAGAUUUGUGUACCGUCUAUACAGAGCAAAAUAGGAGAAAUGAAGCCAUAGGGGCAUUAGCAGACGCCAAGAAAAAGUUAGAAGCAUUAAAAAACACAUCAGCUGCUGAACUCAAGGAUCGAAGAUUACUUGCAACAGAGCUGCAACGGUUGCUACAAGCUAAUGAAUUGUCUAUAAGUGGUGCAUCUGCUACACUUCAGCAAACAGAAACACAGUUAGCUGUAGUUGAUGUGCAGCUGGGAAAUCUUCGAUACGCUGCUGGCAACAGCCCAACAUUACCAGUAUCUCAUGCAGGGACUCCAGAGUUGCAAAAUGAUCCUACAUCGACGACAGCAGCGACAGGUCAUAGUAAUCCGAACGAGACCCCAUAUUAUGGAUGGAAUGGAGCCGCUGUGAGUGAACAACCUUGGAGCACGCCCGAUGGUUUGUUAUCCGGAGGAGACUUGAAUGGCACAUUGCAGUGGAAUCAGUGA